Messenger RNA from Puccinia triticina, 204 nucleotides. RefSeq lists its product as uncharacterized. The transcript is spliced from 2 exons. Lineage: Eukaryota; Fungi; Basidiomycota; Pucciniomycetes; Pucciniales; Pucciniaceae. Bases 1 to 204 code for a protein of 67 amino acids. The record is from RefSeq and is a predicted model, not a curated record.
AUGACAUCAUUCCUCUGUGCCUGUGCCAGAGGCCAGCAUCUGGAUCCGGCCUCAGCAACGGAUAUGGUCAACAGCCUCUCCAGACUCGCUCACGAAUUUAGAAAGGCCCCAGCUACAGUAAUCGCCUGGUUCCUGGCCAAGCCAAGACGACUGGGGUUCAGUAGGGAACCCGAAUCAGGCAAGAUCAGCAUGGUCGUUGGAUGA